Messenger RNA from Syngnathoides biaculeatus (alligator pipefish), 4029 nucleotides. It is a transcript of the gene plcd3a, whose product is annotated as phospholipase C, delta 3a. Lineage: Eukaryota; Metazoa; Chordata; Actinopteri; Syngnathiformes; Syngnathidae. Gene Ontology annotation, biological process: lipid metabolic process; intracellular signal transduction. Gene Ontology annotation, molecular function: phosphatidylinositol-4,5-bisphosphate phospholipase C activity; calcium ion binding. The transcript is spliced from 15 exons. The record is from RefSeq and is a predicted model, not a curated record. Bases 227 to 2965 code for a protein of 912 amino acids.
GGGCUUGUUUUGUACGACACCUGCGGGCUAGGUUGGGUAUUGCAUCCAGCAAGAUGAGGGAACUUGUCAAAAGUUGACGAAUAACUCCUAUUACUGAUACAUUUAAUUGUGUCUUUGAUGUAGAAAACAUGCAUAUUAUGGCUGUACGUAUGACUUUUCUUCUUUCCUUUUCUUCCGGCACAGUUGGCAUUUCGUCGUAGUCUAAGCAAGCCCCUGUCUACAUAUUAUGUGGCGUUUAAAAAUAGUGGCUGGGCCAGCGGGAGUGACACGAGGAGCGUCAGGUUGCUGCGUUGCUGCGGGCGGACAAGCCGCGCAAAUGUGCGCCUGCUUCGGGGCUCACGUUACGUGGAGGCUCGGGGGCGCUGAGCCGCGAGGAGCCCUCCGCUCCCCUCCCCUCCCUUCCCUUCCCGUCCUCCCUCCCUCUCUCUCUCUCUCUCUUUCUGUCUACUCCUCCUUCCGGUCCCCCUUUCUUUCCUCGGUGGCGCUUGCGGGAUCUUGUUUGGGUCCAGAGCGAGUCCGCGGUAGCACCUGGCCGGCUGGACGCAGCUUCCGACCCGAGCAGGCAGGACGCCAGCGUCUCUCGGCCGUCAUGUUGGCCAGCAGCGGCAAGUCACCGGUUCCCUCGUCCCGGGAGCCCAGAACCAAAGCGGCGGACAAGACCACGGAUCCCAUUCGGAGGCUCGGUCUGCUGGACAACGAGGACGUGAGGAUGAUGCUGGCGGGCUCCAACAUGGUGAAAGUUCGCUCUCCAAGGUGGCAGAAGAGCCGAACUCUCCGCCUGCUGGAGGACGGGCUCACCGUGUGGUGCGAGUCGUCCAAGAGCUCCCGCAAGGCCAAAGCCCGCCAGACCUUCGCGGUGACCGAGGUGGAGUGCGUGCGCGAGGGCUGCCAGUCGGAGGCGCUGCGCCGGAUAUCGGGCUCGGUGCCGGACAGCCGCUGCUUCACGGUGGUCUUCCGGGGGGCCCGCAAGAGCCUGGACCUGCUGUGCCCGUGCGAGGACGAGGCGCAGCGCUGGGUGCGGGGCCUGCGCACCCUGAAGGAGCGCGUCGCCAACAUGACGCAGAAAGAGAAACUGGACCAUUGGAUCCGCGGCUACUUAAGGCGAGCGGAUCAGAACCAAGACGGCAAGAUGAGCUACGACGAAGUCCGCCGGCUGCUGCAGAUGAUCAACAUCGACCUGAGUGAGCAUUACGCUCGCUCUUUGUUCAAGAGGUGCGACCGGUCCGGGGACAGCCGUCUGGACCACAACGAGAUCGAAGAGUUCUGCAGGGAGCUGCUGCGCCGGCCCGAGCUGGACGCCGUCUUCCGCCACUACUCCAGCAACGGCUGCGUGCUCUCCACCGCCGAGUUGCGGGACUUCCUGGGAGACCAGGGAGAGGACGCCAGCCUGGCCCACGCGCAGACCCUCAUCGGCGCCUAUGAGCUCAACGACUGGGCUCAAAGGAACCAGUUCAUGACCCAAAAUGGCUUCACCAUGUACAUGCUGUCGCGGGAGAAUGACGUGUUGAACCCGGAGCACGCCCGAGUCUACCAGGACAUGUCCCGCCCCCUCGCCCACUACUUCAUCUCCACCUCGCACAACACCUACCUCACCAAGGACCAAGUGACCAGCGCCAGCAGCACCGAGCCCUACAUCAGGGCUUUAAUUCAAGGCUGCCGCUGUGUUGAGCUGGACUGCUGGGACGGCGAUAAAGGCGAGCCGGUCAUCUACCACGGUCACACGCUCACCUCCAAAAUUCCUUUCAAGGAGGUCAUUGUCACCAUCGCACAGUACGCCUUCAAGACGUCUCCGUACCCUCUGAUCUUGUCCCUGGAGAACCAUUGCUCCGUGGAGCAGCAGGUGGUCAUGGCCAAGCACCUCCACACCAUACUGGGCAACAAGCUGCUCAACAAGCCCCUCGGCGACCACUCGCUCAAGGAUCUCCCCUCACCUGAAGAGUUGAGGGGGCGUAUCCUGGUAAAAGGAAAGAAGCAGAUCCCUCACUUGGCCCAGCUGGGCAACAACGGAAGCUGCGGCAGCUUUUCCUCGAGCUCCGAAGACGAGCAGGCAGGCGGAAACAAGAGUACGCCCAAGAGGGACCCCCCCAAGUUGUGUUCCAAACUGAGCGUGGAGCUUUCCGAAUUGGUGGUGUACUGCCGCAGCGUCCCUUUCUGCGGUUUCGCAAACACGGGGGAAAGGCCGGCGGAUGAAAUGUCGUCCUUCUCCGAGAACGACGCCCUACGGCUCAUCAAAGACUCGGGGAAGCUUUUUGUGAGAUACAACAGCAGGCAGCUGAGCCGGAUCUACCCCUCCGGACAGCGCCUGCAAUCGUCCAACUACGAUCCCCAGGAAAUGUGGAACGCCGGCUGCCAGAUGGUGGCUCUAAAUUUCCAGACCCACGGCGAGCAGAUGGACCUGAACCAGGGCCGCUUUCUGCCCAACGGGCGUUGCGGCUACGUCCUGAAACCCAGCUUCCUGUGCAGCGGCGAGUCCGACUUCAACCCGGAGAACACGGGCGGGGGUCCCGGUCACAUCCCCACCCAGCUGACUAUACGAGUGAUAUCAGCGCAGCAGCUUCCCAAAAUCAACACAGACAAGGCCAGCUCGAUUGUGGACCCGCAAGUGUGGGUGGAGAUUCACGGGGUGGCCAUAGAUAACACCAGAGACAAAACACACCGCAUCGACAACAAUGGCUUCAACCCACGAUGGGACUGCACGCUCAGCUUCCAGCUGCAGGUGCCCGAGCUGGCACUGGUGCGCUUUGUUGUCGAGGACCACGACCACACGGCCAAGAACGACUUUGUGGGGCAGUUCACGCUACCCUUCACCAGCCUGCGUACAGGUUACCGACACGUUCACCUGCUGAAGUCCGACGGGUCCCGCUUGGCGCCAGCCACGCUCUUCGUCCACGUUAAAGUCUCCCGCAGAGGAGUUCCCAUUAAACACGUGUGUGAAAGUACGCCUUCUCCCAAGAGAAAAGUGUAAAUGUCACAAAGUGACAAAUGUUAGCUGGCGAGAUGGAAGGUGGCAAAACUUGUACUCAAGAGCCACACUGGAUUUUUUUUUUUUAUAAACGGCACAGAUUGACCAGAUCAUUCGUAGAUAAAGUUUAAAAAAAAUGACUAACCAUCCAUUUUCUGAGCUGCUUAUGCUCACGAGGGUUUCGGGAUUGCUGGCAUACAAGCGGGGCUGGGAUCGAGCCCGGGACCUCAGAACUGUGAGGCCAACGGUUUCCAUCUGACUCACCGUGCUGCCCAAAUUAACCAAUCGUUCAUAAAUAAAUUUCAAUUAAUGUGGUUAAAAAAAGGUAAUUUAAUGCAACAAAUAUUGCCCAUCCUUUGCCUUCAUUGGACACAAGCAGCUCUUCCUUCUCUGGAAUCACAGCAUGCUGUUUUUGUUCCAACUAAAGAUGAAUUAAUAUAACAGCAUAUGAAACUAAUAAAGUACUAAGAACAAAAAAAUGAACAAAAAAUAUCAAACUUACUGUACUUACAGCACUUUUUAAAUGUAUGUUUUUACCUCCACAACUUGAACUUAAAAUGACAGAAACAAGCAGUAUUACAUUAAAAAAAACAUGUUUACGUGUGUCCUAAUAUGAACUUUAUCUCCUUAAUGCUAGAUUUUGCAUAAGCUAAGGAAAUGAAACAAAUCAGUUAACUUAUUUUGACUUGUAGACUGUUGUGUCUAUUUCACUGUUUCUUCCUCUUUGUUGCCAAAAUAGUCUCUGAAUAGACUGAUCGUUGCAUCACCCCGUAAAGUGAAACCCUUUCAGUAUUAAAAACAAGUUUUUCGUUGUUUAGCAAAUUAUUUCAUGCAGUGAUGUAUUUGUCGUGACUAAUGUCUUUAUUACAAAAUAAUGUUACGUAUUAGCGCUAUGGACAGGGAGAGCGAGACUCAAAGUCAUUAAUUUUGAAAAAAAAAUCUUUCUGUUUAUCUUUGUUUUGUUGUUUUUGUAACAAAGUACUUUUUAGUGCUGGUUGUUUUUAAAAUGUCUCAUGCAACCAUGUCAUUGUUGUUCAAGAAGUGCCAAUAAAGUUAUAAUAAAUUGA